AAAAUGGCGGCGCCCAUUAUAUGCAUACCAGGUCAGAGAAUUUGCCGAUCAGAUGAAGGACACAUAGGCGGACAUGGUACUUAUGAGAGAAAUGGUUUCAUAUUUUCAAGCCUGGCUGGCCAGCUAAAUACAGACAGCAGAGAUGGAAAGAAAGUCAUUGAAGUGCGGACGAGCGCUGAUAACAGCAUCGUACCUUCAGUAGACAGUGUUGUUACAGCAAGGGUCACAGGUGUCAAUCCUCGUUUCUGUAAAUGCUUGAUUAUAGCAGUGGAGAGGACCACAUUACGAGAACCAUUCCGUGGAAUUCUCAGGAAGGAGGAUGUGCGUGCCACAGAAAAGGACAAGGUGGAACUGUACAAGUGUUUCAGACCAGGAGAUGUUAUUAUCAGUCGAGUUUUGUCAUUAGGAGAUGCUUACUCUUACCUUCUGAGCACAGCUGAGAAUGAGCUGGGGGUUGUCGUGGCAACUAGUGAAGCAGGUGCACCCAUGGUUCCUAUCAGCUGGUGUGAAAUGCAGUGUCCAAAAACGUUUGCAAAGGAGUACAGAAAAGUUGCAAAAGUGCAGCCUAAAUUCAUAACAUCAGAUGACACGUGAUCAGUGUUAUUGUUUCUUCAU
Molecule: messenger RNA, 615 nt
Organism: Liolophura sinensis
Lineage: Eukaryota; Metazoa; Mollusca; Polyplacophora; Chitonida; Chitonidae
Product: exosome complex component CSL4-like
Exons: 8
Coding region: 4-594 (196 amino acids)
Biological process (GO): RNA processing
Cellular component (GO): nuclear exosome (RNase complex); cytoplasm
Molecular function (GO): RNA binding
Source: RefSeq, a predicted model, not a curated record